Molecule: messenger RNA, 1724 nt
Organism: Ochotona curzoniae (black-lipped pika)
Lineage: Eukaryota; Metazoa; Chordata; Mammalia; Lagomorpha; Ochotonidae
Gene: VMA22
Product: coiled-coil domain containing 115
Exons: 5
Coding region: 86-637 (183 amino acids)
Biological process (GO): vacuolar proton-transporting V-type ATPase complex assembly
Cellular component (GO): extrinsic component of endoplasmic reticulum membrane
Source: RefSeq, a predicted model, not a curated record
GACGGUGAUUGGACAACCUGAAGAUGAUGGCAGCUGUAGGCCAGGCCCUCAGCUCCACCGGAGACGCGGGUGAGACGGGCCGGACAUGGCGGCCGAGGACCCGCGGGCGGAGCUGGACGCGCUGAUCCUGCAGCUGCUCGGGGACCUGGAGGAGCUGGAGACGAAGCGGGCGGUGCUGAACGGCCGCGUGGAGGAGGGCUGGCUGUCGCUGGCCAAGGCGCGCUACGCCAUGGGUGUCAAGUCGGUGGGUCCCCUGCAGUACGCGUCCCACAUGGAGCCCCAGGUGUGCGUGUGCACCAGCGAGGCCCAGGACGGACUGCAGAAGCUGAGAGUGGUGCGCGCCGGCGCCUGGACCCCGGAGGAGGUGGGGCCCCGCGAGGCAGCAGCCCUGCGCCAGCGCAAGGGUCCCACUAAGACCCCGGAGCCGGAGCCCGAGACCACCACUCCCCCGCAAGACCCUCUCAACUGGUUCGGGAUCCUGGUUCCCCACAGUCUGCGCCAAGCCCAAGCCAGCUUCCGGGACGGCCUGCAGCUGGCGGCCGACAUCGCUACCCUCCAGAUCCGCAUCAGCAAGGGCCAGAAGCAGCUGCGGACACUCCAGCAGAGACUGCGGCCACCGGAGCCGGGCGCUGCCUGACGCGUGGCCACAGCUGUCCCCGGGCAGCAUCCGCCUUGCAGGCCGUGCAGGGCCUCCUCCUUCCUGAACAGCCCCCCUGCAUCCCCGGUGAAAGUGGCCCUGGUGUCAGUGUGGCCAGGCUGCAUUUGGUAGCGGGGCGGCUGCAGAAACUGUGCCUGUGGGGGAGCCACGGGUGGGUCAGCCGGGUGGUGAACACCUGCAGGCCCACCAUAGUCGGGGGAGAGCCGAAAGCCACACCUCACUGGGGCUGGGGCUGGGGCUGGGGGGACGAAGUGGACAGAGCCCUUCAUCCUCACAGGAGUGAGCCACCUGACCACUCCUGUCAGUGGAAUGGGGAAGAGCCCUUCUGGGCCUCUGGGCACUCGUGGAAGGGCCACUUCCGUUCCUUGUGGGGCUCCAGUAAUUUCUAAGAACUCUUACUUAUGGGGGAACCCUGUUCUUGGUCCACAGUAGAGCUGUCCCUACUUGCUCCCCAUUUGUCUCUGAAUGGUGAUGCUUUGUCUCUACGGUGUUGCUUUCUUUAAAAAAAAAAAUAUAUAUAUAUAUAUAUAUAUAUAAAAUAAAUACAUAUCCAACCACUCAGAACUGCGGAAUCACUAAGCCGGCCGCAGUGGCCAGGCUCCCAAGCCCCAGAUCUGCUCCAUGGACUUUGAGGGUCCAUUUCAAGCUGUUGCCCCACCGUUCCUGGGUUUAGGGUUUGGAUCUGGGCAUAUAGGAUCCGGAGCUGCAAGGCUGGGGUGGGGAGCACUCUCUUGCCUGUGUGGGUGGCCGAGGUCCCUGGCCACCUGCUGCCCCCAGGACACCUCACUAAGUCCUGAGCCUGCAGACGUCGCUGCCCCCUGGCAGGAGUCCUUUCCAAGCAGCGCUGAACCAGUAGGAGUCCAGUCAUUGCUUGGACCGCGAAUUGUCUAUGAACACGGGUCCCCGCGUCUGUGGAGUAGAGUGCACGUCGGCCGGCGCGCACCGUCUCAAGCUGGUUGGGGCAAAGCGAGGCGCGGUGGGCUCGCCCGGGCUGCAGCGUUCCCGGAGCGCAGGGCGCGCCGUACCCAGUGGGGCCGGCAGAGGGCGCGAGCUCCGGGGACGGACU